Messenger RNA from Gongylonema pulchrum, 306 nucleotides. The record is from the annotation of a GenBank genome assembly. NCBI's taxonomy places the organism in Eukaryota, Metazoa, Nematoda, Chromadorea, Rhabditida, Gongylonematidae.
AUGUUGAAAAAUUCAACAAAUUUCACAAGCCUACUUACAAGCUGUUUCCUGAAACGUCAAUUUGCGUCAGCGGCAUCGGCAGCAUCCGCGAUUCCAGCGCCAGCGCCAGUAUGGGAGGAGCAGCCCGUGUAUACAAAGAUUUUUAUCAACAACGAAUGGAAGAGUUCGGUUCGAAAGAAAAAAUUCCCCACAAUUUGUCCGGCAAAUGGACAAAAAAUUGCUGACGUAGAAGAAGGCGGUAAGGAAGAUGUCGAUUUAGCCGUCCAGGUAACUUUUUUAGUUCCCCUUGAACUGGCACUGUCUUGA